Olea europaea var. sylvestris is the source of this 1025-nucleotide messenger RNA. Its product is annotated as probable gamma-secretase subunit PEN-2. Bases 58 to 528 code for a protein of 156 amino acids. The transcript has 3 exons. The record is from RefSeq and is a predicted model, not a curated record. Gene Ontology annotation, cellular component: gamma-secretase complex. NCBI's taxonomy places the organism in Eukaryota, Viridiplantae, Streptophyta, Magnoliopsida, Lamiales, Oleaceae.
GGUUUGAUUGGUCGAUAAAGUAUAAUACCGUAUUGGUACUGACUUGUUUGCAGAAAAAUGGAAGAAAUUUCGAAUCCUCUCUCCUCCGAUCUACCCACCACCACCACUACUCUUCCCAUCCCGGGCGCCGCCGAUGAGAGCAACCCCUUAACUUCUACCCCAUCCAGAAGAAUUACAGGUCCGGCUAAGUGGCCCACAAUCGAUGGUCCAUUGGGGCUCUCAUAUCAGGAUUCAGUAGCUUACGCUCGUAGAUUCUUCAAUUUCGGAUUUUUCUGUCUUCCUUUCCUUUGGGCGGUCAAUUGCUUCUAUUUCUGGCCCGUUCUUCGCCACCCGAAUUCUCAUAAUUCCCACGCCCUAUUCCGCCGCUAUGUUGUUGGAUCAGCAAUUGGCUUCUUGGCGUUUGCUGUGAUUCUCUCUUCAUGGUCUGUUACCUUUAUGAUUGGCGGGAACCAACUUUUUGGCCCGGUGUGGGAUAAAUUAGUUAUGUACAAUGUUGCCGAAAGAUAUGGAUUAACUGAGCUUAUCUAGAUCUACAUGUUAGCGGUUUCAGUUCCAUAAUCGGCAUGGAUAUAGAGUUAUUUCAUGAGCUGAAGUAUCUUUAUUAACAUGGUUGAUGCACCGUUGCUGAAGUCUGGUUCUUGGGGUAGAAAGGGAUGGUCAGUAUCCUUGUGGCAUGGUUUCAUACUUCUUCGACUCUUUAGCUGUCUACAAAGGGUUGCUUGAAUGAAAUCGGUUUUGUUUGUAAACGAAGAUUUUGAUUGAAACAGUAAAUUUCAUUGUUAGAUUGUUUUUAUUGAACCAUCAAGAUUCAUAAGGAACGAAGAAAAUUCCAAAAUAUAUAUAUGCACAUACUCCAGAGGCAAAUCCAAGCGGAAUAGGCAUUUUUCUUGUCGUUUGUUUUGGAGAUUGUUUUUCUUUUGAAUCGAGAGGAACUGAAGAAGUUCAACGAAGAAUGUACCUUGGGAUUAACUUACCAUGUGACUGGAUUUUGUUAUCAACGAAGAAUGUACCUUGGGAUUAACUUA